GGUUUAAAUGGCAUCAAACAGUUGGUGCAAAAGGGAGAAGUGCAGUUGCUGUGUAGUUGUCGAAGGAGAAGCACUUCUAAACAUUUCAUAACCAUGGAGCUUUUUGAAACAAGUCCUUAUUUCUUCCCCGACCAAAGAUUUUACGACAAUGAAAAUUAUUUCAAUGCCAGGCUCCCCACUUAUGAACAAAGUGGGUUUCAAGAUCGUGGAGCGAUGGGGAUUUGCACUGAUGGAGUUAUAUUGCAGGGAUCAGGCAUUGAAGAGAAGGUUUCACCCCAUUCCAGUCUAAGUCAAUCUGACCAUUGCCCUGGACAGUGCUUGCCAUGGGCCUGCAAGAUGUGCAAACGGAAGACGGUUUCUAUGGACAGAAGAAGGGCGGCUACACUUCGAGAAAAACGCAGAUUAAAGAAAGUAAAUGAAGCCUUUGAAGCCCUAAAAAGAAGCACUUUGUUAAACCCCAACCAGAGGCUGCCCAAGGUUGAAAUUUUGAGGAGCGCUAUCCAGUAUAUUGAACGACUGCAAGCUCUUCUGGCAUCUCUUAAUCAGCAGGAGAGGGACCAGAGGGAUUUACUGUACAUUAGUAGUGGAUCACAGAGGGUGGUAGGUAACCAACUGUAUUCUAACACGUAGCACAGUCAGCAAUACAAGAUUGCUAGAAUUCUUGUGUAGUUGUACUGCCAGGGAAACACAUACCUACAUUUCUAUUUAUAAUUUUUUUUAAAAAGACCAUAUAUAUCUUGACUUAAAUACCCAAUGUUUAAACUCUCAAAGGAUUCUUUAAAAAAAAUUAUGAGAAUUGAAUAUGUUAAAGCACUCCUUAUCAAUUACACGUGUAUACAUUUACAUCCCUACAUAAAAGUGCGUGCAUGCUAAAUUACAGCUCAGUCGUAGCUUGACAUUUUAGCCUAAAUUUAGCAAUUCCAUUUUUAAAUUCCCCAAUAUAUAUAUAUAUAUCACGUCAUAUUCUGUGCAGUUUGUUAAGAUAAACGCAAUCAGACAUACCAAGGGGUAAUUUAUAUUCAGACCAAAGCAUUGCCUAUUACAUAACUUAAUAUUUCCCCUUCCGGCAAUGUGCUGAUACUGUAUUCUAUCUCAAUGAAUACAGGUUACGCUUGCACGUUCACACUAAAUAAUCACAUGCCACUGCAAACGGCAAUAGAAUUUUAAAUGUCUAUAUGACAUCAGCUGGUGAUUUAUGUAUUCUCAUCUUGUAUUUUCAGAUUGUUUACGGAUGUGUCCUUGUUCUCAUAGAUUUAUGGCUAAUACCUCCCUGCCUAUUCUAAUAGGCAGUGCAGCUUCUUAGUACGUGACUCCUUUUUGAAUCAUAACGUCUCUUGUCCUUUUGACCUUGACUGGGAUAGUGUGUAUCCUAGUAUCUCAGCCAAAUGCAAUCAUAUAUAGUACAUACAGUCAAUAGUUUUGGUAGAAAAAAAACCAUAUUUAAAUAAAUAAAAUACGUGUUUUCUUUUACUCAGAAUGACUACUUUUCUGCAUACAAAUAAGACUCUUGGGUAAUAUGCUUAAUGUAUAAAAAUAUUACAAAUAUAUUUAAAAUACUUGUAUGAUUUCUAAAUUAAACAUACCAUUUAACUAGAAAUAUACACAUAGUAAAAAAUAUUUCUAAAACAAACAAAAAAAAAUGAAAUAUUAUAUUAAAAUAAGUGCAAAAGCUUUCUCAGAUCACUAAUCCUUGGCAUGUAGUAAGAAUAAAAAGUAUAAGGUUAAAGUAUACGUGGUGCAAAAGUGUUUUACACCUCACUUUCUGUAGACUGUAAGCUCGUUUGAGCAGGGUUCUCUUCAACCUAUAGGCUCCUGUAAGUUUUCUUGUAAUUGUCCUGUUUAUAGUUAAAUCCUCCCUCUCAUAUUAUUGUAAAGAGCUACGGAAUCUGUUGGCGCUAUACAAAUGGCAAUUAUAAUAAUAAAAGUGGAUGUGUGGAGCACACAGUGUUAAAUAAGUGCAGGCUAGCCUCUGUCCUGGGGUCACUCCAAACCCCUUAUAUACAACAGAGCAGUGUGAAUAGAAAAUAUCUUUAGACAAUAACAGGGCGCCACAGUCACUAUAUAAUUGCCAGUUUGAGGAGUUCAUUCUCAUAGACAACAUAGAGAAAAAAAGAGAAAAAAUAUUAAAAGAUAGCAAUGUACAAUUUAUUGAAAUGUUAAAAAUCAAAUAAACACAUAAAGCAAUAUUAGGCAAUGGCUCAAUGUCAACACUUGCAAUGAUAGCCUAUGUAGGCUAUAUAGAACUCCUGAGGAAGUCGGUUCGACGAAAUGCAUUGAGCAUCAAAAAGAGGACCCAGAUCAUUUGGUAUAUUAGCAGCCACUUUGCACUUUAAAUUGCAUCUUACAUCUGCACUUUACCCUGAAAAGACCUGCACUUUUGUGUGCUCUGAAAGUAAAGAGUGCGGGCUGCUUACCAGUGGGGACUCAGGCUAUAUAGGCUAUCAUUGAUUUUUAACAUUUCAAUAAAUUGUACACUGAUAUCUUUUAAUAGUUUUUCUCUAUUUUUCUCUAUGUUGUCUAUGAGAAUGAACUUCUCAAAUUGGUAAUUGUAUAGUGACUGUGGCUCCCUGUUAUUAUCCAUAGAUAUUUUCUGUUCACACUGUUCUGUGUACUUGUGUUUAAUUUUCAUUAGGUAAAAGUAUUACUUUUGAUAAUGCACGCAUAAAAGUAAAAUUUUGCCCUGAUGGAGUAUUGAUAGCAUUAUAUAUUGUCAAUUAUUGUUACUAAAUACAAUAAAAAAUAUAACACAAGGUUAUGGCGAUGUUUUAAAAAAAAAUAAUAAUAACACCCAUGUAAAAUCCUUUUGUUUGCUUGUCAGAUAGAUUUGUUAGAGUGUUAAACAGGUACCUGUCAAUGCAGUACUCUAGGUUCCACUUGGGAGUAAAGUUUAAACUCACAAAACAAGUCAAUGCCUUUAGGUCAUUGGGUCCUUCUCGGUAAUGAUCUCUAUUUUUCUCAGCAUGUCAAAGGCAUUUGCUCAUUGAGUGGGGAAUGUGUAAGAUAUAUAAGACAUAACGACAGGAGAAAUGUGCGCACAAAUCCACUCAACAUAAAUGCAAGCUUUUAACGGACUUCAAGUGCAUUAUUGAAGUUAUUAUUUUUCUAAAUAAAAUAUACUGGGUUUUUUUUUAAUCGACCUUGGAAGGUUGAAAGGCUAGGAAAUGAACUUACUGCUUUUACUUAGAGAUACAGCAUCUGGAGCACUAGCCACUGUGCUGUCUCUUCAUAGAAUACAUGGAAUUUUUCAGUGUUGAGUGUCAUUGUUUCAAAUAAAAAGGCAGUGUGUAUAUAUUUUGGAAGGCUAGCUAGUAUAAUUUUUUUUCAUAUUGCAAAGUUUCUGGUCAAGGAUAAAAAUGUCCCAAAGGCAUCAAUUUUAGAAAAUCCAGAACUGCAUAUACACCAGUCUUAACUAUUGAAAGGCAUAGAACUAUAUACAAUAAUGCCCAUUAUUGUAUUAUUCAUGGAACUUUAUCCAAUUUUAUAUAGUACAUGUUGUUAUCAAUUUAUUCAUAUUGUCCGAAUUUCAGUAAAAAUGGAUUUAGAGAGCAGGAUCUAAAGUGCGCUCUUCAUGGAAAUAUAACUUUAUAGAGAAAAUAGUUAGUUUAUAUUGUAAUAGCAAGAUUGCAUGCAAAUACACCAUUUUCAUUUUAUUCAUUUUUAUUUUCUCAACCUUUACCUUUAUGCUAUCGGCAUAGUGGUAAAAAAAAUUACAAAUAUGGCAUCCAUGGUUGUCUAUGAUGUGGGGGAAGUUAUCUAAUUCUAAUUAUGACUUUUAAACUAUUUUCUGGCAAUAUUGCCAGUAUAAUGUAUGGAUUAAAUGUACUUACCUGAAGGUAAGUUUGCCAUCCACACACUUGUGUGUGAAAGGUCCUCUUUAACAUUGUGAGGUAUAAAAGCAGGAUCAGAGAUGGAGCAGUAAGGAAUUGAGGGCACUAGUGGUCCUGAAUGAACCACAACUGAAUGCAGAAUACGUUAUCGCCACAAAUGUAUUUUAGCCCAGCACAGAUAAACACUGAGCCGACAUGAAACCUUCUGUGUAAACUAGACCUACCCAUGGUCCAAAAAGCUUGUUUAAUGCUGAAAUGCCAAGCUCAUGUUGCUGCAAGCACGUUUAAUGACGCACUAUUGGUAUGUUCUCUGGUCAUUCUUGCUAAUGUUUCCUAGAAACAUAGAAAAACAAAAGCCAGAGCCUGCAACACGUGUCCCAAUUCAGGACUCUCUCGUCAUAUCUAAGACUCUUGGGAGCUAUGCUUUAAGCCCAAGCUAUAAAUAAUGGUUCAUGAACUUAAAUUCUUCGACCAAAAAAAUAAAAAUUGAGUUUUCACUAUAAUAUUAAUAACAGUAAUGAUGUAUACCAUUUACAUGCUUCGGUGAAUUUCAUUAGUAUGUAAAUCUGUGAUAGCUUGGCUUCAUGGAUCAAAAUAAAUAUAAUGUCAAGCUGUGCGUUUAAUAAUGUUUAUAAAUGUAAACUCUGUCUCUGUGAACUUGUGUCUCUAUUCCUAACUGUGUCUGUGAUUUGAAUUGAAAUAUUCUUCAUACAUAACUUUUACAGCCAAAUCUAUCUUGUAUUCAGGGAGACAGAUACACAUUCCACUAGAAAGCAAUUUAAAAUGCCAGGCAGCAAUACCAGUCACCCAGCAUAUUGUGUUAAGUACUUAAUGUUCUUUGAGCAUCAUGUGGGCUAUUACAUAUUAAUUUGCUAAUAUACAUUUAUAGGACACCUUGAAACCUAUUACCAUACUUCCCCUGGCAAGGUUGAAAUUGGCAUUCAGUUAACACUAAAACAUUAACUGGGCAUUGACUGAAGAUGUAAACUCCAGUCAGGACUAGGUUAGAAUAUUCAGAUUAUUUAGUACGUCUCUGCUUCCCAUGUGUUGCUAUGAUUGAGGACCAAAUUGCAGACUGGAAUGAUCCCUAUAUAGAUUGCUGUAAAUACUUAACGAGUAACUCUAAGCAAGGGGUAGGCAACAUUUGGCACUCAUGAUAUUGUGAUCCAUAAUGCUCUUACAACCAUGAUGUUGGCAAAGCAUCAACAGAGAUGUAGUUAUAUUCCCUAUAACUCAAAACGCAGAUCCUGAUUGGGAGCAAUGCACUAGAUAGGACAAUUAUGCAAACUGCAAUACUGGUUGUGUAUGUUUCCAUAAACUGUGGCAUGUCAUCUUUGCGAGCAUGCAUGCCAGGUUUACAGACAACUUGGCAAGGUGGCCAAUCAGGGCUGUCCAUAAUCCAAAAUCACCUACCAUGUUUAAUGCUGCUCUCUUGUGUUCUUUCUGGCAGGACACCAGAAAAAACCCAGAUGGCAAGAAAUGGACUCAAAUUUGUGACUUUUCUAUAGAAUUCAGGACAGCUGGCACAUAUGUAUAUCUUAUUACACUCCAACUGCUUAACAACUUUAGUUAAAUUAAGUAGUUACAGGGACACUCCACUGUCUUAAUAAAAAAAAGGAACAAAAGUCACUAUUUUGUAGAUAUAUUCUCAAUGAAAACAUGCUUGCAUUUAAUUGUGCAUUUUUUAAAUUGGGGUAUAUACAAAACCAGCCUACAGAUCUCUCGUCUGCAUCUUUAGCAAAUCCUCCACUUCUAGCCCCACCCAUACUGUUGGCUGUCCAAUCACAGACUUCCCAAUGCAGCUUAAUGAAGAGGUGUAACAAGGUACAUUUAUAAAAGGACAAUUAACAUUUACAAAAGGGCCAAUUUCUGUUGAAAUAUACCCUUUUCGUAAAUUGAAAAAAUGAGGACAAACUCUUCACAUAUAACGUACGUAAGCAAGCUGAAGUGUUUUGGUGGUCUAGAGUGCCCCUUUAAGGGGGCCUCAGUAUCUGGGAGUAUCUAGCAGUUGUCUUACAUCCAAUGGUUUAACACUGAAGUUAGUCCCCCAGAACCUGACACCUCUGCCCCCUCUCUUCCUUCCUCCCUGCUGCUGCAGUAUCAGAAAGAUUUUCUAGGUGGCCAUUGAGAGGUAAGAAUAUCAGAUCCUGGCCUACGACUAUCAUCACCCAACUGUCAAACCUUCCUUAUACUGUGUGAGCCAGAAAAAAGGAGGAGAGGGGGCCAGAGGUAUUGAGCCCCACUGCCCCAGGGGACCAAAUUUGGGGUUUAACUGUUGGAAAAUGGUUUAAUCCCUUAAGAUAAAACCACGUCCAGACACUCUUUUCCCCAUAACAACUCACUGACUUGAUGUUGGGAUGGGGUGGGAUUGUUCCUUUAUAAAGUCAAUGCUCUCAUAUUUCUCCCUCUAAUUUCUCUUCUCAAAGUUUUGACUGGUCUUAAUCAUCUGUUUUUUUUCUCCUUUAAUUUAUUUCCUGUUAAGCGCAGCUUAAAGAGCACCUGUCAUGCCCCAAACAACUUAUGCUCAUUAGAUUGAGCAUAAGAAUCAAUCUAUACAAUGUGCUAUCAGUUUUUCUAUAAAAUGUAUAGAUUAGGAGAAAAACCUAUUUAAAAAUAGGUUUUUCUCACAUCUGUCAGUCAAUGCUUCAUCAUGGACUGACCAGGGAGAGCAGAAAAGAGCUCUCACAGGAGGUCCAUCUGCUCUCCACCCAUAGUAUGCACUGUGGUUAUUAUGGAAACUCCCAAGCUGAUGCUUCUGAUUCUGGCACACUGGCAACAAAGUCAGCAUGCCAACAUCACUGACAAUGUUUGCCCUGUUUGGAGAAGCGUCCCAAGCAGGGCAAAUCAAAAAAGACAUGGGGGAGUGCAGGCGGAACGGAGGGCAGUCCGGAGGUGGGUGUUACACGUAGAGUAAAACCCACGAAGCUUGAAGAUGGUGUCGCGGGAAUGGAUAAAAAAUGAGUAAAUCCUUAGAAAUUACAUUGAAUACACCAUGUUUUUUUUUGUGAUAUAUGGUGUAUUCAAUGUAUACGGAAGUGAUUUCUAGUAAGUGUAAAUUUCCAUAACAGGUUCACUUUAAAAGCUCAGAUCACUGUAAGCUAAUCAGGUUAAACAUAGAAAACUCAUCUUCCAGAAUCUCAUUUCCAAAACUAUUGAAAUGCAAGGCAGAUGUGUUUUGCAUAUUUAUUACCGUUGCAUUGUUAGGUUAAUUUAUUGAAUUUGACUAUUGAAACUGCGCAAAGGGCUCGAAUAUUUCUGAUACUGAGAUUUGUUUGUUGUUUGUGGACUUUCUUUUUCUGUUUGUGUACUUUCCGCCAUGGACUCAUCUGCAAAAGUCCUCAAUAUAGCAGGUCACAGUUUAUUGUAAAAUAGAUACUGUCAAAAUCAGGAUUGUUCUUGUACCUUGUCUAUAGUCUAUUUACAUGCUGUACAGAGACUGUCGACCUGGCACAUUCAUUUUCACAUUUUGCUGCGUUUUUAUCCCUUUCAUGUGUUGGGAAAUUAGGAACAUCUGAAUGCAGUAUCAUACAAAUAUAUCUUCUAGUAUCACAAGAUUUAUAUUGCAAAUGCACGUAGGUACAUGAUUGUAGGAAGUCCCACCAACCUCAAUAAUAAUUGUAUUCAUUUAUUUUAGCAAAAAAUAUAAAUAAAAAUACAACCAACAAUCUGUAGACACCUGCAAUAAUUUGUACCCAUAUGACAAAUGCAUGACGCAUAGUAUCUGCAGUUCAAAUAGACCUCACAAGACACCCACAUGACACACAACAUUCACAGGCUCAGGGCUGCCAGAUUUCCAGUUAAAUCAGGCAUCUCAAAUUCCAUAAUGUCCUUCUUGAAAUAUGCUCCAAGCUUAUUCUAGAUGGGGCAUUGAUUAUAAAAGGUGAUAUGUUCCUAUGACUUUAUAUAAAACAACCACAAAUUAAUUUUCAUCAUAUAAAUUAUAAAUGAUAGUAUUUUACUGUCCCUUAUUGCCACUUACUGACAUAGCACAUUAUUAUCAAGUUUUUACUAAUGAUAACCCUGACCCAAUCACAAGGUACAUGUUACACACAAAGUGCGUAACAUUACAUUUAUCUCCAAUGAAUCCAAUUUGUCACUCCCCCAGACCUCUAAUCAAUCCAAAGCCCCCUAUAGAAAACCAACAAUUUCUUCACAUCACAUUACCCUAAUAAUUAUAAUAAUAUUAUAGAAAUACCUUUAUUUUACAGGAGAUAUUAGAAAAGAUACAUAUUUUUCAAAUUCAGUGACAGAAACCUUAUUUUUGUAUCAUGGUACUUUAUGCAACUCAUGCAGUAGUGAUAGCAAUUUAUCUUUCAGAUUAGCAUGUGCUAAAAAGAGUAACACAGGGCUCAACAGAUGUUUAAUACAAUCCAAAAAUAGAAUGUAUAAAGUAAUGCAAGAAUAUUGUAAUUUGUUGGUUGAUUUUGCUGCUUGUUAUUAUAGGUAUCGAGUGAAUGUGGAUCAACUGCUUCAUCUUGCAGUCCAGAAUGGAAUGAGUCUGACUUUAGUAGCAGCCAAAGUGGUAAGUAAAAUAUUAAGAAUUCAUUACAAAUUGCAGUAAUUCUGUAAUGCAAAAGAGUUAUAGUUGAUAUGGAAAUUAAUUCUCUGGAGUCGGGUAACAGGUGUAUAAACAAAAAAAAAAAAAAAGAAGAAAUUUAAGUUAAUGGCAGUCAAAACAAAACUUUUCUUUAGUUCAUAUCCCAUCAUAUACAUGACAUAGCCAAAUGAAUAUGGACUCGGGUGCUAAAAUCCUAUUUUGAAACUAUGGCAUAAUAUAAGAGGUUUGUGCCCUUUGUUGCUUUGUUAUUAACAACAAAUGCAGCAUGAAUCCCCUUGUAGGUCUUAUGUUUGCAACACAUGCCAAAACAAUAUAUUCUUUACACAAAAAAUAUAUAUUUCCCUUGUGAAAUAUUGACCCUCUGUGAAUAGAGUUACAGCAAUACCUUCUGCCAUAUUUUACAUUUUAGACUAUUGCGGGCUAUGCGAUUUUACAGAGCUGACCUGAAUAUAUUUGCAUCUAAAUAAAGUGUAAACAAAACAUUUUUCAAACAAGGGUCAAAAUGUGUUCCUUAUGUAAAUCGAAUCAAGCAGAACAAAAACACCUUCAGGCCUUCAGAUUCUGCAUUACAAAUGUGCCAUGUUCAAAAAAAUCACAUGCGCGCAUUACAUAGUUUGCGAAGGUCAUCUGUCCCAUAAUUUGCUGUGAUACUUGGUACCAACCAGAACACAAAAGGGUCACUUGUGUGUCAUAGUGGUAUGGUUUCAUGAUAUUUAUAUAAAACGCCUUGCAAAAUGACCAGAAGCAAAAUGACAGUGACAUUUAAAAGGCUAAAUGUAUAUAUAGAAUUUACAGUUAUUCAUACACAUCAUACUUUGAUAACGAACUACAAGCGUCUAGUAUUUACCAGUUUGUCCAGCACUUAUUAAACAGCCCUUUCCAAUCAGGCAAUAAAAUAAACAAUUGGUGUACAGCUUUGCAUUCAAAACCCAAAAAAGCUAAUUUACAAUAUAUCUUGCAAACUUACAUUUUAGUAAUGUAUCUUUCUAUUAGCCUCCCCGGCCCCCCCUGCCUCCCUCCCACAAAAAUCUUUAUUUAAAAUGUGAAGGAACAUUCCAAAAAGUCACUAUAGCUUGCUGUAGAGGUUAUGAUGCCAGGAGUGACCUGGUCCCCCUCCCACCCCCACCCUUCCAAUCCAUUGUGAGGAGUGAAUCAAUUUGAGAACAGUUUGACAUCUUACCUGGGAUCGGAUUGGUACUACUCCAUACCUCGACUACUUCUUAUGCCUUCUUCCUAAGCAGGAUCUUAUGUUAGCUUCCGGCUCUCUGUAGUAAAUAUUGGAGGUGGGGAACAGCACCCGAUGGGUUUCAGGUAGCAAUUUAAACAGUAGCCUAUUUAACUUUUAACUCUUCACAGAAUAUUCUAGUGAUAUAUUCUCUACAGUGUGCUUCAUAGUACUGUUUAGAAUUAAACCUUAUUUUGUUAGAACUUGUGAAGUAAUCUUUAGAAGCCCUGACACACUGGUUCACUGUUUUUGUCAUAGAAACAUAAAAUGCGACGGCAGAUUAUAACCAUUCGGCCCAUCUAGUCUGCCCAAUUUUCUAAAUACUUUCAUUAGUCCCUGGCCUUAUCUUAUAUCUAGGAUAGCCUUAUGCCUAUCCCACGCAUGCUUAAACUCCUUUACUGUGUUAACCUCUACCACUUCAGCUGGAAGGCUAUUCCAUGCAUCCACUACCCUCUCAGUAAAGUAAUACUUCCUGAUAUUAUUUUUAAACCUUUGUCUCUCUAAUUUAAGACUAUGUCCUCUUGUUGUGGUAGUUUUUAUUCUUUUAAAUAUAGUCUCCUCCUUUACUGUGUUGAUUCCCUUUAUGUAUUUAAAUGUUUCUAUCAUAUCCCUCCUGUCUCUUCUUUCCUCCAAGCUAUACAUGUUAAGAUCCUUUAACCUUUCCUGGUAAGUUUUAUCCUGCAGUCCAUGAACCAGUUUAGUAGCCCUUCUCUGAACUCUCUCUAAAGUAUCAAUAUCCUUAUGGAGAUACGGUUUCCAGUACUGCAUACAAUACUCCAGUGUACUGUACAAUGGCAUGAGCACUUCCCUCUGUCUACUGCAAAAAACCUCUCUCUAUAGAACCAAGAAUUUCCUGCUGCUCUAUUACAUUGUCUUCCUACCUUUAAGUCAUCUGAAAUAAUCACUUCUAAAUCCCUUUCCUCGGAUGUUGAGGUUAGGACUCUAUCAAUUAUUCUGUACUCUGCCCUUGGGUUUUUACGGCCAAGAUGCAUUAUCUUGCACUUAUCCACAUUAAAUGUCAGUUGCCACAACUCUGACCAUUUUUCUAGUUUACCUAAAUCAUUUGCCAUUUGGAACAUCAACCCUGUUACAUAUCUUAGUAUCAUCAGCAAAAAGACAUACCUUACCAUCAAAGCCAUUUGCAAUAUCAGGACUUUGUGGUCUACUCUUCAACAGACAGUCAUAUUUCAAUUCUUGGAAUAUACUUUUUUUUUCUAAAUUAGACAUCAGGCUAAAUCAAGUAAUGCACUUGACAGUCCAUUUAAAUUCCUAGUCGUUACCAUUAGAUAAUGUUCAAGGCAUAGCAUUGCAAUACUUUACAGAGAGUUAGUGAGGUAAUGAAAAGGAGAAGGCGAAAAAGUUCUAUCCAAUAAACCACCAUGGUUUGAACCCCCAAACCAUCCUCCUUAGUAGAAGUGAGGGUAAGAAGAUACAAUAUGCAAUGAUUGGUAGCCCAACAAAAUGUCCAUAAUAAAAAAAUGUUGACUGUAUGAAAGACCUCUUUAAUGGUAUCUUUCCUUUAGUUAAAUAAUAAAGGGUUGCAGAGAAGUGAUACAAACAACAGUCGAGUAUACAUAUAUAUCUAUAUAACAUUUCUCUCUUAACCUUCAGAUCACCUCUUAAGUGAUGAUUCUUCGGAGCAACGUGACAUGAAUUCCUUAUCCUCAAUUGUAGAGAGCAUCGCAUCCGGAGAAGUGUCAAUCAGCUUUCCUGAGCAACAUAUCCAGAAUUAAAUCACCUGUUACGAAUACGAAUUGUUUUGGACCUUCUUAUCAUGGACCUAGAUUUACUUGGUAGUGCUAUUGUGUAAGAAGCCUAAUGACUCCAAAACAAACCUUAAAACAAUAUUCAUUUUAUAGAACUAUAUAAUGUCCAUUGGCACAAAUAUGGGAUUUUAGGAAUGACAGGGCUUAUAAAAUAUUAGUCUACAUGUUUUAUAACAUCAUGAUUUUUUAUUCUUUGUUUACCCAGGAUUAACAAACCAUAUUGCAACAUUGCUCUACUAAGGCAUAACUAUUUAAUUAAAUUAUUAAACUUAAUAUAAAAUUAUGACAAUUACUAAACUUAAAUUAAAUUAACUUAAAAGAGUAAAUUUCUAUGUAAAUUGCAACCCAGGUUAUUAUUUAUUCCUAACUUAAAAAUAUUUUAUAAAAUAAACUAUGCAGUAAGGUUUAAAGUAAAUAUGGGAGUUUUGACCAUAUCAUGAUAUUGCAAGUCAUCCGGUAGCUGGUUUGGUUUAAUACGUGCUAAAGAUCAGCGGAGAAAAUAAAAAUUUCAUGGCACAAGUCCGAAGCAUUAAGCACAGACAAAUAUGAUUAACCCAAACCAGAUCUGAGACUGGGUAUACAUUGAUCAGAUCCUGUUUCAGAAUGAUAUAGAUUUUGCUAAUAUUCAGUGCACACAAGUUCAGCAUAAAAUGUAUUGGUUUUCACACCCUUCUAAAAAAAAACUUCAGAAAAAUUCCAUUGCUUGGUAUGAAAUGUUUAAUAUAUUUUCAUAGCCACUUUUUAUUAAAUUAGUGUGGUUUUUAAAAAAAAACAAAAGCAAGUUUUUUUUAUUCACAUGGGGCCAAUGUUGCUUUUUUUUAAUUUUCUAUUUUUCUUAUUGUAGCAUUGUUUGACCAAUUUUAUUUUGAGACAGGAUUUGGUGGCGUUUUUCUAUUAUGUGUGUGGGUUUGCUAUUUUUAUUUUUUAUUUUUGCUAACUUAUUUGUAUGUUUU
Messenger RNA from Pelobates cultripes (western spadefoot toad), 12329 nucleotides. Lineage: Eukaryota; Metazoa; Chordata; Amphibia; Anura; Pelobatidae. The record is from the annotation of a GenBank genome assembly.